AUGCGAGGAAGCAGCUUCGACCGGGUGAUUGGUGUCUUUGUGGUUGACGGUCAAAAGCCACUUAUCGAUCACUACGUUCUUCGCAUUCCGUAUUUUGACGACGCAAACCUAGCUAAUAAUCUUGCGCCCCUAAAGUUUCUUCUCGAAAGGACAACAAUACCGAUUCCCGAGGUUAUUCAAUUCGAUACAACAACUUCCAAUCCCUUGGGUGGGCCAUAUGCGAUAAUGACGCGUCUUUCUGGCUCGUCGCUUCGGCCAUCAUACCCAAAACUGCGCUAUGAAAUAAAAGUUGCGAUUUCUAAAGACCUUGGUAAGGUCUACGCUGAGCUACAUUCGAUCAGAAGUGUUACUAGUGGUAAACUUAUCUUAUCAGCUUCAAAUUCUCGGGGAACCUUAGCUCCCGGGGCUGUGGUGAUUCAGCCUCUAGAUAAACUGGACACCGAUAUGGUGGUACCGUAUCAAAGUUGA
Penicillium angulare is the source of this 468-nucleotide messenger RNA. RefSeq lists its product as uncharacterized. The record is from RefSeq and is a predicted model, not a curated record. Lineage: Eukaryota; Fungi; Ascomycota; Eurotiomycetes; Eurotiales; Aspergillaceae. Bases 1 to 468 code for a protein of 155 amino acids. The transcript has a single exon.